AUGGCGCUAGCCAGGAGGAUUCUUCUCGAAAGAAACUUGCUGCGAAAUGCACAAUUAGCAAUUGCUGCAAAUCGUCAAGCUCACGCCACCAACACAAUCAUCAAUUUUGUUCCUCAACAAGAAGCAUGGGUUGUCGAAAGAAUGGGAAAAUUUCACACAAUUCUCGACCCGGGGCUCAAUUUUCUGCUUCCAAUCAUCGACAAAAUCAAGUUUGUGCAAAAUCUUCGGGAAAUCGCUAUUGAAAUUCCCGAACAAGGUGCGAUCACAAUCGAUAAUGUGCAACUUCGUUUGGAUGGAGUGUUGUAUCUCCGUGUUUUUGAUCCAUACAAAGCUUCUUAUGGUGUUGAUGACCCGGAAUUUGCUGUAACUCAAUUGGCUCAAACUACAAUGCGAAGUGAAGUUGGAAAAAUCAGUUUGGACACGGUUUUCAAGGAGAGAGAACAGUUGAAUGAAAAUAUUGUUGCGGCUAUUAAUAAAGCAUCGGCGCCUUGGGGAAUUUCUUGUAUGCGGUAUGAAAUUCGUAAGUUUUUUAUCAUAGGGAGGAUUUGCAAAAAAUUUGUUUCAUAUAAAAACCCAAAUCCACGAUCUAGAAAUCCUUAUCUAAAAUUUCUUUUUUAGGUGACAUGCAAAUGCCGACAAAAAUCCAAGAAGCUAUGCAAAUGCAAGUUGAAGCUGAGCGCAAAAAAAGAGCCGCAAUUUUAGAAUCUGAAGGAGUCCGGGAAGCAGCCAUUAAUAAGUGAGUCAAGACCGAAGCUGGAGUUCCAAUCUUUCAAUUUUUUGCAGAGCUGAAGGUCAAAAAAGAUCUGCUAUCCUAGCUUCUGAAGCAUCUCAAGCGGAAAAAGUGAAUUUGGCACGAGGAGAAGCGGAAGCGGUAUUGCUAAAAGCAGAAUCUCGUGCAAAAGCCAUCGAAAUAGUUGCAAAUGCGCUCCAACAAACAGGUGGCGCCAACGCAGCAAAUUUGAGUGUUGCCGAACAAUACGUGGAUGCAUUCGGAAAAUUGGCAAAAGAGACGAAUACUGUAGUUUUGCCGGCGAAUUUAAGUGAUCCUGGAAGUAUGAUUUCACAAGCUAUGGCUGUUUAUAAUUCGUUAUCUUCGGCUAAAAAAUAG
Messenger RNA from Caenorhabditis angaria, 1108 nucleotides. NCBI's taxonomy places the organism in Eukaryota, Metazoa, Nematoda, Chromadorea, Rhabditida, Rhabditidae. The record is from the annotation of a GenBank genome assembly.